Molecule: messenger RNA, 1467 nt
Organism: Cylindrotheca closterium
Lineage: Eukaryota; Bacillariophyta; Bacillariophyceae; Bacillariales; Bacillariaceae
Source: the annotation of a GenBank genome assembly
AUGCUACUGUAUGAACCAGGUGGUCACUUUUCCAAGCACCGUGGCACUGAAAAGGAGCCUGGUAUGUUUGCCACAAUGGUGAUCCAAUUACCAUCCAAACACACUGGCGGUUGUCUACAAAUUCAUCACAAUGGUGCCAAACGCCAGUAUGAUUGGAGUGGUGCCAAGAGUGACAAUGGAUUCUUUGCAACAGCAUUUUUUGCGGACUGCGAACAUGAAUUAUUGCCAGUGACCAGUGGAUAUCGACUAUGUCUCGUGUACAAUUUGAAUUUGGACCCAGUCCAAGGGUAUUUGUUGGACCACAAGUACACCAAGAAGAAUCUUCAUUUUCGCAAUUUGAAGGGAAGAGACCUCGAAAUAGCUUCUCUAUUGAGGAACGCAAUCGACGAGCAUGGGAACAAACUGUUUGUGGUUUGUUUGCUGCUUCUCGAAAAGCAUGAGUUUUGUGACGCUGAAUGUGGGUACCGCGGAUAUGGUUACGAUGAGGAUGAUGGACCCUACACAAUGCAGGAAGUUGUGGAUUCGUCUGUUUCUGCCGAUCACUGGAUUGGUCCCGAUGAUACCAAGUUGAGUCAAUUUACUCUACCGUUCGACGAAGAAGAGAAUCUGUUGGUAGACGAUCCUGAGGAUGGUGUCUUUGAAGAAGACCCCGACGAUGAAGAAUACGAAGCUUACACUGGAAAUGCUGGCCCUACGUUGGAGUAUUGGUAUAGGAAGAGUGCUGCAGUAUUUUGGCCACGGACGAAACAGUUGGAGAUUGCAAAACGAGCUGGAAGAUCAUUCCUUGAGUCCUACUUGGAAGCUUCUACAGUUGAAUCGGAUGUUCAAGCACAUGCCAAGCAACUGGUGUCCCUGCUGGAGGAAAAGCGAAGUGAACGACUUACGGGCAAAGCUAUCCGUGCAAUUGCCAGAUCCAAAGAUGAUGCUUUGAUCAUUCGACUAUUAGAUCGUGUUCAGCCGCAAAUCCCAAGAGAUGAUGUUGCGCUUGCAAUUGUCGAGGCGUUGCAAGUUUGUUCCUCGGAGUGUCUCAAGCAAUCUUUUUUCACAAUGCUUUGUCGUGUGAGCAACAUGGAACAGCCGUCGAAGCAGAAACUUGCCGCUGAGGAAUUGAAACAUGGAUCAGCCUUUGUUCGUUUAUUGCAAUCCCGUCGUGGACUCAAGGACUAUGCGGCGCGAGCCAAAGAAGCGAUUUUCGCGAGUGUCAUUGAACACUUGGAUUCCACUGUGCGAGCAUCAUCGAGCAACAACAUUGGGCAGCUGACUGGGCAAUUCAUUGAUGAACUAGCCCUAUUCAAACAAAUAGUGGAUAUUGUUGUGACCGUACCAACCUUUGUUGGCCCAACUUUGAAACAUGUGAUGACAUUGGUACCAGACGCGACUUGCAACGAAUAUAUAGUCCAAUUAGCCAAAGUGCGAGCUCAACAACUCGUCAGUGCGACGCGUGAUGGGGAACCCCAUUUCACUUAG